GAGAGGCGGGCAGGGUGGUGGUGAUUAAGGCUCCUGGGUCUCCCAGGCCGGCACUUCCCUUCCCCCUCCCCGGUCACUCCUGCUUUCAGUGCCCGAGUUUCUUCCUCUGCCAGGUCAGCCAUGUCAUCUGAACCUCCUGCGCCACCACAGCCCCCCACCCACCAGGCUUCAGUCGGGCUGCUCGACACCCAGCGGGCCCGCAACCGCUCACCAUCCCCGCUCCGGAGCAAUGUGGUCCCCAGCCCACUGCCCACUCGCCGGACCAGGACCUUCUCCGCACCUCAACUUCCUCAGCUGCAAAAUGGGGACAGGAGCAGGGCUGCCACGGCGCUGCCGAGGAUGCACACGGUGCCUGGCAGAUGCAGACCUCAGGCCCAGACGGUGAGGGCCUCGCAGGGCCCCAUCUACAAAGGAGUGUGCAAAUGCUUCUGUCGCUCCAAGGGCCACGGCUUCAUCACCCCAGCUGACGGCGGCCCCGACAUCUUCCUGCACAUCUCCGACGUGGAAGGGGAGUACGUGCCGGUGGAAGGCGACGAGGUCACCUACAAGAUGUGUUCCAUCCCGCCCAAGCACGAGAAGCUGCAGGCCGUGGAGGUGGUCAUCACCCACCUGGCGCCGGGCACCAAGCACGAGACCUGGUCCGGCCACGUCGUCAGCUCCUAGGAGAGGCCAGGAGCGCCCCUUCUCCUGGGCUUGUGGGAGACCGCGGGGAGGAGGGGGCAGGACCGGACUGGAGAUGACAUUCCCCUGCCCGAGAUGGGCUUCAGAGCGGGGAGCGUGGUCCCUUUCAAGUAUCUCCUGGUGGAAGGGGGUCGGGUCGGGGGCAGGCACAGGGUGUCUGGGCCACCAGCAUAGCCUCUGACCAUCACAACAACUGCACCAUCUGAAAAGUAUUAAAAGCAUUGAACAAGGAGAGGCCCCGGCUGGUGUAGAGGGUGCGGCCCUCGCCCAGGGGGUGGGUCAGGUGGUAUUUCUCCAGCCCAUGGAGUCCCUCAUCCCCAUCCCCCUGGGGUGGGAGGCUCAGAACUCGGCCGGGUGGUGACAUACUUGGAUUCUGUGUGUUUCCCCAGCAUGAAUUCCCACCGUAGCACCCCCUUCUUGUGUCUCCCUGGCCCUGGGCAGAGCAGGCUUUUUGAUUCUAGGCUUGGUUGGUUCCAGGGGAGCUGGCUUCAGGGGGCAGGGGUGGGAGGAGUGGGAGGGUCUUAGGUGCCUUUGCAGCGAGAGGUGUCACAGCUGGGGGUCAGGAAAAGUUUUCCCAGGAGCCCUUAGCCCUCCACCUGGGAAAGCCGUGCUGAGAGCUGAAUUCUAACCCUUAGAAGCCUGGUCUUCUCCAGCUGCCUUCAAGCUGAGUGAUUAGGUCCCAGCAGCCAUUGCACAUCCCCUCCCUGUUAUUUAGGUGGUGGAUGGGGAGGGAGGAGGGAGCGUAGAGGGGAGGGUGUUUGUUUUAAAACAGACCUUUCUCCUGAUCCUUCCAGAAAAGAGUAAGUAGCUUGCUUUCUGACAGCCUGGGAAAGUCAGACGCUGGAGAAAUACACGUUGAGUGAAGGGGUUGUCUUGAAAACAGGCGUGAAGAAAUGUGAGGAGUUUUUCUUUUUAAGUAACUGCCGCUCUCACCGGAGCCAGCUCUGUUUGCGCUUUCUGCCGACAUGGCGAGCCUUUGUAGCUAGUUCCAGUAAACAGAUCUUCUCUAGGAUUGCAUUUGCUGUGCUUUGGUUUGGCUGUCGUUGGGAUUUUUAAGUAGAACUAGCUGGGUAAUGCGUUUGAAAUAUGUGGCUGAUGUGGAGUCGGGAAUCCAUUUGUCAGCGUGGAAAGUGAACCCUUUAAAGCUGGCUUUGGGCAGACAGGGUGUUCCAGACCGAAGACCGAAGACGGGGCUUUGGGGGCGGGAAGCAGUCCUGGCCCCCAGUCGUCUGCAUUCUGGGACGGCCUCGUCGGAGGGGUGGGAGGCUCGAACUGCUUGGCCGCUGGCUGGCGCAGUUGUUUUAACACAAAGUGUGUGUGAUGACGUGUGUGCAGUGAAACACCACGGAUAGUGAUUCCAUCUGCCUUUUCCUGGCCCAUCGUGCCCCUUGCACGGCUCUCUGCCUCCUGCCUUCGCCUUCUGCUGGGUCCAAGGUGGCCUUUUCCCCGCGAGCCUCGGGUGUGCCCAGGUGGCCCCUGGAGGCUGCCUGUUGGGUACAGACCACACUUCUGGAGCCACUUCUGCCAGGAGCCCCAUCUUUUGUGUGACCCCACAGACUCCGCCUGCCAGUGGGUUGGGAUCGGAUCUGCUGUUCGGAGGUGACCUGUGUGUGGAAUCCUUUGCAAAUUGCUCCUGCAGUCCUUCCUGUGUGACCAGCUCUUCAAUGGGUAUUCCAGAGCCGCACGAUGUCCCCAGAGCUGGAAGGGACGCUCUCCCACUCAGUCCCAACAUAUAGAACCUGCUCUGGGCUCUGGAGGACUGGGGUGUUGGUGAGCGAGAUGGGAGUUGCACCCGGGAUUCCUAAAUCCGAAUCUUUCCUCCCACCUUCCUGUCAAUAAAGGUUGUUUUGUGCA
Messenger RNA from Myotis brandtii (Brandt's bat), 2535 nucleotides. RefSeq names its product calcium regulated heat stable protein 1, 24kDa (gene CARHSP1). The coding region runs from base 121 to 663 and encodes 180 amino acids. NCBI's taxonomy places the organism in Eukaryota, Metazoa, Chordata, Mammalia, Chiroptera, Vespertilionidae. Gene Ontology annotation, molecular function: mRNA 3'-UTR binding. The transcript is spliced from 5 exons. Gene Ontology annotation, biological process: regulation of mRNA stability. Gene Ontology annotation, cellular component: cytoplasm. The record is from RefSeq and is a predicted model, not a curated record.